Messenger RNA from Pocillopora meandrina, 3908 nucleotides. The record is from the annotation of a GenBank genome assembly. NCBI's taxonomy places the organism in Eukaryota, Metazoa, Cnidaria, Anthozoa, Scleractinia, Pocilloporidae.
AUGGCGAGGAAUUCAAGCUUCCUAAUCCUAUUGGUCUCUUUGUAUCUCAUGGACUUCGCUAUUGCCAAAAUUCCGUGCAAGACAGAAGUUAGCUUACCUGGUAUGGCUCUCAAAGGAUUCGUCUUUAAAAAGGUCCCAGUAACAGCUCCUCAUGUGUGCGAUAUCACCUGCGAGAGAGAAACGAUAUGUCAAAGCUACAAUUAUGUAAUUGGGGAAAAGUCCUGUGAAUUGAACUCCCGAACUAAGGAAGCAAGGCCCGAGAAUUUUCAGCCAGAUGAUUUACGCUUUUACAUGGGACGCAUUAGUGGUAGAAGUAUGUAUCCGGUUUAGUUUAUUUUACAAACAAAUCUUUCUCAGUGAGUUCCUAGUAAGACCUCGCUACUUUCCGAGAGCUGAUGUCCGAUUGCUUGGUUAUUAAAUAGAGUCAGUGUCUUAAAGCAAAAUUCGCCUUCCAUGCAUAUAUUGAUAUCAGCUAAACUACUCAACUCUUAAUUAUUGUUAUUCCAUGUUUAUCUUGCUCGGACAAACAUAUUUUCAGAUCUAAUCUGUUUUGCAACUUCUAUUACCCUUAAACUAUUAAUGAAGUCAUGUCUAUAUCGUAGCCCCCUUGAGGAUCUAUUCCUGAAUUACCAGCGUUAUCGUGCCAAGAGAUAAAAUUAAGUGAAGGUAAAGACAGCAUCAGUAAAACUUACUGGUUGGAUCCAACUAAUGUCGGGAGCUCAAAGUUGGUUUAUUGCGACAUGAUUUUGGAAGGUAAGUCAGUAUAACAAGAACAGAAUUUACACAGCGUUUGGUCUACCUUUGCCCUGGCCUUCUGUGAAAUGUUUUCACCUUGUCUCAGUGAUUUCUUCGAUUAAUUUUCAAAUAGACAUCGAUGAAUGUAAAGGCAGCAAUAAAGUUUGUGACGAAAAUGCAAACUGCUCCAAUACUGUUGGGUUUUAUAAUUGCACCUGCAAAGACGGUUUUACUGGGGAUGGACGCUUGUGCUCAGGUAAAAUAGUUACAGACAUGCCGAGGUACAAUAUUUAAUUAUUUUUCGCCUAAAAAAACACUAGAGUUACAUUUGAGCUAUCUACAAUCGAGUGAGUCAAGCUUGUAUGCUAUAUCAGUGGCCCUUAGCAUUACACAACGCAAUUUAAGCAGGAACUACUGUCCUACUAGAGCUGAGUUUUGUUUUUUUAAGCAGCAUUACCCAUACAUGUUUAUACAAAGAGUUGCCAUGAUCUACAUCCGGUUUUUUCCAGAGCCAUCAUGUUAGGAGACUAAAAAAUAACAUUGGAGAAGAGAAUAUAAUAUCUAGGUUGCACGUUUCAAAAAUCUAGUUCAUUAAAGACGAAAAAGUGAAAGCUUUUACUUAUUAUUUGAAAUGAUGAAAGUAAUUAUAAAUCGUCAGGUGACAAAAAUAAAGUGCAAAAUGUAUUUACGGUUUCUCAGAUAUUGACGAGUGUAAAGGAAAUCACUCCUGUCACGUGAAUGCUAAGUGCAAUAACACCCUUGGAUCACAUACAUGUGAAUGUCAGCCUGGAUAUACUGGAAAUGGACAAAACUGCAAAGGUGAAUUUAAUGUCUUCGUUACAAUAUUUAGAAUAGUCCUGCAUGACACGUUUGACUACAGCGCCGCACAAUUCAGCCGUGUUGCAAGACAAUUAGAUAAUUUAUUACUCAUAUGUAACUCGUUAUGAUUUAGGCAGCCGUUCCUCAUGUUAAGAACCUCCUAGGUAACGUCCCUGAUUUUUAAAUGAACAAUCUUGGUGACUUGUGUAUUGUUAUUCUCCACUAAAAUUAACCUUAUCACAAUGAUUGACAGAAGCAUGAAAAUAAAAUCGCUCGUUUGGCUCUGAACCUUGUGCACAGGAUGGAUAUGUGAGUGAUUUUCGAUCGUGCUACGUUUUCGCUGACGCUUAAGAUAUAUUUGAGAGAAAAAAGUUGAAAAUCAUUAUCAUCAAGUUCUAUAAAAUAAUCAAGAUACUACGGGCGCCCUAGCUGGCCAAAAAACAAUCGUUAAUUGCACCGAUAAACCCAGGAAAAAUUAAAGUUUAAAUUACUAAAGUAACAGACAGCACUUUCUAUCGGAUUACCAGCGUAGUAAACGUCUCCAGAUGUUAGAAACCAUUCGAAAAAAAAAAAAAAAAAAAAAAAGGAAAUUAAUCGCCUCCAGCUCAUAAUUACAAACUAAUGUCAUGUCCUCACAAGGCUAGUUUGGUUUUUGAAGGCGAUAAAAUUUUUAUUUUGUUUCCCACGUUGAACGUAGCAGUAAAUUUCUUAGAUUUUACUUUCAUCCGACAUUCACAUCUGGGAGGCAUACUUUUACGCUCCUUUGAGCACAAGAACGAAUCAACUUUUGAUUAUAGGGGGUAAGUUUCUAAAGAAACUGUAGUGCUGCGUCGGUGGGAGAGUAUAGAAGGUAAUUUAGUGUUACCAACUAAGUUGAAAGCGUAAAUUGGCCACCGUCAAGAGUAAAAAAGCUAAUCUACGUUUUCAACUCAGUUGUUAACACUAAAUUACCAACUGAUUAUGUUUUAAAUGAUUUCAAAACCUUACACAAACUUUAACGUGAUGCAGACACGAACUCUCCGUGGCACUUAAAAACUCUUUAACAAUCUCUAACCUUCCAAGAUUCUCUUAUAAUAAGAGCAGUUAUGAUCAAUCAAACGUAUUUGACUUAUGCAAGCCAAUUCGCGUUAUGAUUACAAAUAAUUGGAUGAUGCUAGUAAACAGAGAGUUAUUACACUCUCCUAGAAAAUAAUUGGGUACAAGCAAAUACUUCUGGGCUGGCACGUUGUGUGGGAGCUGAGGAUCAAUACUGAGGAUGAAAAAUGUCCUAAACGCAUUUGGCAGCAUCCAGUUGAGGUACAAACAACUCGGACUUUGAUGGGCGAUUAAAGCAAGAGGAAACGUAAUUCCUUAUGAUGCUAUCAUUUCAUUUUAGUUGCUUUGUGCAUCACCAUUGGCAAACCCAAAUUCUUCUAACCCAAAUUCUUCAAAACCUGAGUGACGUUAACAGAAAGAGCAAUUACGCUACACCACUGUUUUGUGACAACUUACUCCUCGCGGAAUUUUUUUUUUUUUUUUUUUUUUUUUUUUUUUGGGGGGGGGGAGAAGCAGGAACAAGCCAGUUAUUUAGCCAGUUGUUUCAGGGCCGUCGGGUUGAUUAAUUGUAAUAUUCGUAAUGAAAUAUACAUUUCAAGUAUCUAAUUCGUGAAACCAAAAAAAAAAAGGAGGGCAUUGGUAAUAUUGUUUAUAAUUAUUAAAGUAAUUAUACGACUGAGAGUCUACCCAUUUUAAAGUGACAAACAUGAUAAAGUACAAAUACGUAUACGGUUUCUCAGAUAUUGACGAAUGUAAGGGAAAUCACUCUUGUCACGUCAAUGCUACCUGCAAGAACAUGGACAGAUCCUAUGUUUGUGAAUGCCAGCCUGAAUUUAAUGGAAAUGGUCAAAACUGCACAAGUGAAUUUAAUCUCUUUGCUCUAAUAUUUGGAAUAUUCUUGCUCGAAUCUAACCGGAAGCUGCCGUUUGCAAUUGUCAUUUCACUUUGCAGCUGAUCCUUGCUAUCUUUAUGAAAACCUGAGUGAAGCCAAUAGAAAGAUAAAUUACAGUACACCUCACGGUUCAGAGUUGUGUGACAGAAAACUCCUCGGGGGAUGGUAUCGUUUUGUGGGAGCUGCAGGAACAAAAAUGCCAACAACGCGCGUGCCAGCAAACAGAUGUGGUACAAACUGGUCAGGCUGGUUGAAAGGUGCUCAUCCUACAGUGGAAGAUGGUGAAGUUCAAAGGACGGUCUGCUUUAGUGAUCGCUCUACUGGUUGCCAACAGUCAAUAAAUAUUUUUGUAAAAAACUGUGGAUCUUACUUCAUCUACAAACUUCACCCACCUUAUUGUUUCUCACGCUACUGUGGUACAGACUGA